Molecule: messenger RNA, 1403 nt
Organism: Vigna angularis (adzuki bean)
Lineage: Eukaryota; Viridiplantae; Streptophyta; Magnoliopsida; Fabales; Fabaceae
Product: RING-H2 finger protein ATL47
Exons: 1
Coding region: 309-1316 (335 amino acids)
Source: RefSeq, a predicted model, not a curated record
UCCUUCCAUCUUAACUAGAAAAAAAGGAAACAAUUCAACCAUAACAUACUUUUUCUAAUGCACUGGAAUGAAUCUUCCACAGAGUACAACUUCAUAAUCACAGUCUUUGUUCUCUUGUCCAACUCAACGCCAGAAAAUGCUCCCUUGAACUCCCACAUUCAAAACCAAUCAGUUUUCAGAAUAUUCAUGUGCUAAAGUCUACUACAGUCAACCUACUAGCUAGCAAUUUGAACAAUUCACAUGAAGUGUUGGACACAAACAUCAUUGUUGUCAUUCUACAUUGAAAAAAAUAACAUUCGCCUGCCAAAAUGCGCAACAUUCAGAUUGAAACGAAGCAAAACGGUGAUGUGAAGUACUCGUAUGAGUCAUAUCCUCAAUCUCCUUUCUCAGCUUAUCAAGCUCCAAACGAUGGUAACACUACCAACGAGCAAGAAUCAACAACGCCGUCAUCUCUCAGCAGAAUCAGUCCACUCAUUUUACUGGUCAUAAUUAUUCUAGCAGUUAUCUUCUUCGUGUAUGGACUUGUCCAUUUGGUUCUAUGGUUUUUCAUGAAAACACCAACCUCUUCAUCAAUCUACAACUCCAACAGGUUCCACGAAUCCAUGCGCUCACGUGUUCUUCAGAGGCAGCUUCAACAACUCUUCCGCUUGCACGAUUCAGGUAUAGACCAAGCCCUCAUAGACGCUCUACCAGUUUUCCAUUACCAAGACUUGCUGGGUUCAAAGGAACCGUUUGAUUGUGCCGUGUGUUUAUGCGAGUUCUCCGAGGACGACAAGCUGAGGUUGCUUCCUAUGUGCACACACGCCUUUCACAUGACCUGUCUUGACACGUGGCUUCUCUCGAAUUCCACGUGUCCUCUUUGCAGGGCGUCUCUCUCGAACUACGUGGAGAAUCAAAAUGAAAAUGAAAAUCCUAUUUUGUUUAAUGUUGGUAUUGGGAAUUCAAAUUCCUUGGUUCUGCCAAGUGGGGUGAGAGGUGAGGAAGAGAACGGGUUUUCAGAGAGUGAAAGAUCAGUUGGGAAAAGGGUGUUUUCUGUGAGGCUUGGAAAAUUCAGAAACAAUGGGAUGGAGUUAGGGAAUGGAGAUAGUUGUAGCUUGAACGAGAGAAGAUGCUACUCCAUGGGUUCAUAUAGGUAUGUGGUUCGUGAUUCCAAUCUGCAAGUGGUUUUAUCUGAAUCUGGUGAUGUUUCAGAAAAUGAGAAUGUGAAGGGAAAGAGGAUAAGCGACUCAACCAAAGGUGAGAGCUUCUCUGUUUCCAAGAUAUGGCUUUGGUCCAAGAACCAUACAUUUCAUGCUUCUAAUGCACCUUUCCCUUAAAACAUGUAUGAAGAAGAAGCUAAUUUUUUAUCAACAGUAUACUGCUUUUAUUUAUGUUUUACAUUAUACCAUUAAUAAAAACCGAUU